Messenger RNA from Phascolarctos cinereus (koala), 2290 nucleotides. RefSeq names its product claudin 20 (gene CLDN20). Gene Ontology annotation, cellular component: membrane; bicellular tight junction. Lineage: Eukaryota; Metazoa; Chordata; Mammalia; Diprotodontia; Phascolarctidae. Gene Ontology annotation, molecular function: structural molecule activity. The record is from RefSeq and is a predicted model, not a curated record.
UACACAGUGAGCUAACUUGUUAGAGAGCUUUAUCACCAAUUCAAAACACUUUGGAAAAUCGAGCUUUGUUCAGUUGACUUUCCUUCUUUGUUCCUAACGGGGCCCAGUUCCUCUGUGGAAGAUUGAUGAGAGUACAAUCAAGGUCUCGAAGUAUAUCCACAACAGAGUCAGUUACAGUCUUCAUUGGAACGGCUACAGUUUAUUGGAUAGUAUCCACCAGAGAGGACUGGGCAGACAAAAGGCGACAGACAGAUCAACAUUAUGGCAUCAGCAGGUCUACAGCUCCUUGCUUUUAUUCUAGCCUUAUCUGGAAUUUGUGGCAUAAUCACAGCCACACUAUUGCCAAACUGGAAGGUAAAUGCAAACGUGGGAUCAAAUAUCAUAACAGCUAUUAUUCAACUUCAAGGGCUGUGGAUGGAUUGCACAUGGUACAGCACCGGGAUGUUCAGCUGCACGCUGAAACACUCGAUCCUAGCCCUCCCUGUCCAUGUGCAAGCUGCACGGACCACCAUGGUACUGGCUUGCAUCCUCUCAGCUUUGGGGAUUUGCAUUUCCACAGUGGGCAUGAAAUGUACACGUUUAGGAGGGGACAGAGAAACCAAAAGCCGUACUACUUUUGCUGGAGGAGUAUGUUUUAUUCUCUCAGGUGUAUCUGGCUUAAUACCCACAUCAUGGUACAUGAAAGAGAUCAUUUCAAAUUUCUGGGACCCAACAAUCCCAGAGCACAAUAAACAUGAACCUGGAGGAGCUAUCUACCUUGGAUUUAUUUCAACAGUACUACUAUUUCUUGCAGGUGUGAUUUUCUGCACUUCUUGUUUAAAAAGGCAUCAAGAAACUAGGCACCAUCCUCCCAAGCAGCAGGGUAGCUUAAGCACUCAGCCAGAGAACAAUGCAGGCUAUAACCUGAAGGAUUAUGUAUAAAGAAUUGUGUGCUAUAUAUGGCGAAUGAAAUGCCAGGAAUGUUUAUUUUUUUUUACUUUAGAUUAAAAACAAAUCACAAUCAUACUCAAUUGUCUUCAUUAGAUGCUAUAGUGCAUUACUAUUAACAAGGUAUUUUAUAUUGCAAGAUUUUUUUUAACUGCUGGUUACUUUCACAUUUAACACUCAAGGUUUAUUUGAAAAAGCAUUAUAAGGCAAUUGGUGGCUAACUGAUGUUAUAGCUUACUUGUUGAAGUUUAAGUUGGAACUAUAUGCCAAAAUGUAUGCUUCUGAUGUUUCAUUUUGAGUAUUCAACAGGACUAAAAUUUGGACUAAAGCUCUGUGUCCUGCUUUUAACCAGAAGUAACAUCUGUUUUUGCUUUCCAAUUCUCUAACACCAUGGUAACUCGGUUCUUUUUUUUUAAGCCACAACAUAUAAUUGCAUGUCAGGAGCUGAAGAGCUGUCAUUGCCAUUCAGAUAUUGCCAAAAAUGUCCCUCCCAAGUCCCCACCUGCUGUUCAGUAUCUCUGGCCCUCUUUCUCUUUUGCAUUUCAAGGGAAAUGUUUACAUAAGUUUCCAACUGUUUUUAAUCUUUCAGCCAAACAGUUUAGGCUCCAUCUAAGAGGGAACAAAUUGGUAAAUGUCAUUAGGAAAAAGAAAAUACUUAGGACCUUUAACCUACUGAAUAUAAGCUAUAUGAUACUAAUAAAUGGGAAAAAAUAACAUGACUAUCCUUCAUACGUGUGAGCUCUUUGGGAAUUAUUCUUUCAUUUAUUUCCAAUCAUUUAGAUUUUCUACCUCCUUCAUGUAAUCUUAGGUAAACUGUCAUCUACGUAUGACAAAUGCUUAUUUUCAAAUUCUUUGCCCCUUUAUUUCCAGGCCUGAUUUAAGUAUACAAGGUCACUAUUUUCUUUUAAAUGGAUAAACUACUUCUAACUAAAGUGAAGGUGUUUUGAAUAAAAGAAAGCAUCAUAUGACUAUUUUGUUUUGGUCCAAAUCUAUAAUGGUGUAGGGAACUCCUGAUAAGACUCCGUCUGUCAAAGCUAAUUACCAGCUGCUGUGCAACUUAUAAAAAUCUCUCAAAAGAUUGGCAUGAAGGCACUGCCAGGUUAAGUGAUGUAUCUGUGGUUGUACUGCCAGAAUGCAUCACAGGCUGGCCUUGACUCCCAGUCCUCCUAUCACUGCGAUGCUUUUGUCUCUGAUGAAUCUAAGGUUACCAAAUAUAAAACUUUAAUCUGGAAGAGAAAAAAAUCUGAUUUGCAUAUGUCUGUUUCGGUAGAAAGGAAACAGGACAACCUUGAUUUGGGAGUAUUCAAUAAAGCUGAUAUAUUUAAGUCAAUUUUAUAGUCCAGUAAUAUAACUUUCCAAUUAU